AUGGAUGACUUGCAUAUGCGUGAAGCAUCUAGACUGAGACACCAAGCAUCUACCCUGAGACACCAAGCAUCUAGACUGAGACACCAAACAUCUAACCUGAGACACCAAGCAUCUAACCUGAGACACCACGCAUCUAACCUGAGACACCAAGCAUCUAGACUGAGACACCAAGCAUCUAGACUGAGACACCAAGCAUCUAACCUGAGACACCAAGCAUCUAGACUGAGACACCAAGCAUCUAACCUGAGACACCAAGCAUCUACCCUGAGACACCAAGCAUCUAACCUGAGACACCAAGCAUCUAACCUGAGACACCAAGCAUCUAACCUGAGACACCAAGCAUCUACCCUGAGACACCAAGCAUCUAACCUGAGACACCAAGCAUCUACCCUGAGACACCAAGCAUCUACCCUGAGACACCAAGCAUCUAACCUGAGACACCAAGCAUCUAGACUGAGACACCAAGCAUCUAACCUGAGACACCACGCAUCUAACCUGAGACACCAAGCAUCUAGACUGAGACACCAAGCAUCUAACCUGAGACACCACGCAUCUAACCUGAGACACCAAGCAUCUAGACUGAGACACCAAGCAUCUAGACUGAGACACCAAGCAUCUAGACUGAGACACCAAGCAUCUAACCUGAGACACCAAGCAUCUAACCUGAGACACCAAGCAUCUAAUCUGAGACACCAAGCAUCUACCCUGAGACACCAAGCAUCUAACCUGAGACACCAAGCAUCUACCCUGAGACACAAAGCAUCUACCCUGAGACACCAAGCAUCUACCCUGAGACACCAAGCAUCUAAACUGAGACACCAAGCAUCUAACCUGAGACACCAAGCAUCUAGACUGAGACACCAAGCAUUUAGACUGAGACACCACGCAUCUAGACUGAGACACCAAGCAUCUAGACUGAGACACCAAGCAUCUAACCUGAGACACCACGCAUCUAACCUGAGACACCAAGCAUCUAGACUGAGACACCAAGCAUCUAACCUGAGACACCACGCAUCUAACCUGAGACACCAAGCAUCUAGACUGAGACACCAAGCAUCUAACCUGAGACACCAAGCAUCUAGACUGAGACAUCACGCAUUGAAGUGCACAUACAAUAUAUGA
This is a messenger RNA of Megalobrama amblycephala (Wuchang bream), 1122 nucleotides long. Its product is annotated as histidine-rich protein PFHRP-II-like. The transcript has 2 exons. The record is from RefSeq and is a predicted model, not a curated record. Lineage: Eukaryota; Metazoa; Chordata; Actinopteri; Cypriniformes; Xenocyprididae. The coding region runs from base 1 to 1122 and encodes 373 amino acids.